AUGAGUGGCACCUAUCAGGGCGUCCAAAAGAUACUGAUGUUAAUCGAAGGUGACCUGCCAGAGAGGCAACGAACACUCAUUGAUUUGUUCAAAAAGAUUCGUUUCACAGAUAUUCUCCUACCUGUUCCCGAAAGUGGCUUAGGCCUGCCAAAACAGUUUGAUGAUCGUCCCGCAGAUAAGCAAAGAUUCCUCAAAGAACAGAAAUGGGCUUUCGAAAUCUAUCCAGGACAGCCCGGCACUGUGGUCAAAGGCCACCAAGGCAACUCGCAGCAUUACCGCGUGGAUAGUCUUGACGCUGUGGUCAAUGAUCCUCAAGGCUAUCUCAACCAUUAUCAUGUUGGCAGCAAAGUCAUCAUGGAGAGGUACCUCGGCAGAAAUGCUGAGGACGAGGACACGAUUGUAUCCACUUAUAGGGGCCGUCGCCAUAAGCAAGAUAAUCAAUUGAAGGGCAGGGGCGGAUUUGGCUCAGUCUUCCAGGUGAAGAUAAGAGGCGUACAUUUGGCUAUGAAGCUGAUUGUCCGACCCAGAUCACGACGUCCCAACAAUGACCCCAGCAGCUCCUCGGGCUCAGACGAUGAAUCGUUCUGGUCCGAACAAAAGAUUGUUGGCAGAGAAGGCCAACAUGGGCCCAUCGGAUACCCGGAUAAACAACAAAAGUCUUUUGAGGAUGAGGUGUUUGUCCUUCAGAGCAUUGGGAAGCUUCCACUAGCAGACAGGAGAUUGGCCAGAAUCCGAGAAAAUCAUAUCAUCGAAAUCCGGGCUGCCUUCACCGAUCCACAAGCAUUCGGAGUGCUUCUUUCUCCAGUAGCAUUCUUCAACCUGCAAACACUACUAGACCGGAUUUCAGACAGCGAAAAAGGAUCGUUCAGCGAGUCGGAUCCAGCCGUGACAUUUGAGAGAAGCCAGCUGCCAAGAUGCUUGGGAUGCCUUGCCGCAAGCGUGGCAUUUCUCCACAAAUCCAAGAUUCGCCACAGGGACCUGAAGCCAAAAAAUGUUCUCAUUGUCCCGAGCGAUACUAACAGUGUUGGCUGGAAAAUAUGCUUGUGCGACUUUGCAACCGCCAUCAUUGCGCCGGAGAGUGGUGGACCACGCAGGGGAGCCGACACAGAACGAGCUGUCAUCCAUCCAUGGACCCGAGACUAUAAAUCUCCAGAAAGGCAUUUUGGACUCCCUCGUACUAUGUCGGAGGAUAUGUGGCACCUUGGCUGCAUCUUCCUGGAGGUCUUUAUCGUGAUAAAGGGCACAACACGGAAGGCUCUGCAGGAAAUCUUUGAGGAGAGAGAAGCGAAACGCGACACGGAGCUGCAGCUUUAUGGCAUGACCUGCAGCAAAGAUAAAUUUCGAAAAUGGCUAGGCGAGCGUAAAAGUGAUUCCGGGGAAACAAUUGACUUCGUUAUCGACUGGAUAGAAGACCUUCUGCUUGCAGAAGGGCCAGAUUACCGUCGGAUUACGAGUGACCGCCUGUUGGAAUUAAUUCACCCAAAGAACGCUCAGGGUCGAAUUCUUUUCGAGGAGUGCUGCCGCGACUUCUUCAGCUGUGACGAAGGUCAUGUUCAGGAAGGACUUGUUAGGGGAGAUGAAGGUGUCAUUUUCUGUACAGAAAUUCGAGAAGCAACACUCACCCCAGCAGAAGACCAAUGUUCCUUGCAGCCCAGACUUCUGGCUGUAAUCAGUCCCCGCAUGCCGACUUUCGAACGUCGACUGGUCCUGUGUGACGAUGCUUGGCCGUUUCCAAAGCCUGAUAGAUUCAGGGAAGCCUGGCUGCCGGUGACGGGCAUAUUCAUCACGCGCAGCGAGGGACUCGCGUCAGGGAAAGUGAUCGUGAGAUGGUCAGACUUCAAUCAGCCGUGCGAGCGUGAUGCGUUGGACUACAAGAAGGAGUACUGGCUGGGUUUUAAACCGUGGGAUCCCAACCGUGUGCUGGAUGUCACGUUUAAAAAGCCAGAUCAUGCUAUUCGGUUCAUUUCUAUCCUUACUUCCGCCGAACAUGUGGCCAGAGGCGCCCAACAGCUACCGAUCGACAAUGUCCCAGCGAAAUACGAUUUCAGACUCAAGAAAACUCCGGACGAAGCUAGCAACUCGACCGUUGCGAGGUUCAAACAGCGAGAGCUACAGGAACUCACUCUACAGCUGAGCACUUUUGAAAGCAGUGGAGUGGAUAGGCUCCGCAUCAUCAGUCCGCCAGCCUCUAAUGUGACAUUUUCCGGGAAGAACUUCCACGGCAUGGUCAAAGAGUUAACUGGUUGGAAUCUGUUGAUGAUGUGUAGCGUGUCGGGUUUCGACACGAUAAGAAGCAUUCGGGCCAACAAGUCCCAAGGACCUGGUCUUCUGACGCUGUGGAAAUCAGAAACGCAAAAGAUAGUAUGGCUUGCAGCAAGGCUGGAGGACUCUCGUCUUGGACAUGGAAAAUGGUGGUAUGGGCAAGUAAACGAGAUUCCGGCGAUGAAACGUCACAAGAAGAAAGUCGAAGUAAAAGUGGUGAAUUUCCAGAUGUGCGGGUCUUACCUUAAUACAGAGCAUUUUAACCACACCGGCGAUCAUACCAAACAUAUCGUAAUCACAUUCCAUGAGGAAGAGGAAUGCAUAUUUGUCGGAACUGUUAGAUUCCAAUGA
Messenger RNA from Diaporthe citri, 2613 nucleotides. RefSeq lists its product as uncharacterized. Gene Ontology annotation, cellular component: nucleus. Gene Ontology annotation, biological process: protein phosphorylation; mitotic DNA damage checkpoint signaling. Gene Ontology annotation, molecular function: protein serine/threonine kinase activity; ATP binding. The coding region runs from base 1 to 2613 and encodes 870 amino acids. The record is from RefSeq and is a predicted model, not a curated record. The transcript has 9 exons. Lineage: Eukaryota; Fungi; Ascomycota; Sordariomycetes; Diaporthales; Diaporthaceae.